Molecule: messenger RNA, 348 nt
Organism: Trichomonas vaginalis G3
Lineage: Eukaryota; Parabasalia; Trichomonadida; Trichomonadidae
Exons: 1
Coding region: 1-348 (115 amino acids)
Source: RefSeq, a predicted model, not a curated record
AUGAAUAAUGUCAAUACUGACCUUUCUAAUUUAGUAGAAAUCUAUCGUGAUAACAAUUUGUGUUGCGUAGCUGAUGAAGAAAUCGCUGCAAAAUUUAAUCAACUUACUGAUUAUGAGCGUGAUAACAUAAUAAAAGACAGUAUUAAGAAAGAAGAUAGUAAAUCCGAGUUUCGUCCGGAAAAUUCCCUAUCAUUAGGAUGCGGUCUUGAAGGAACAACUGGGUUUGCAGGAUCUGGAAACAGAAGUAUCGGUGCAAAAUGGGUAACAAGACUUGAAUUUAGAAAUGUAUCUAGUGGAGAAUUUUUCUUACAGUCGAGAUUAACUGAGUUAAUUAUCGAUUUUAACUAA